AUGGUGGACGAGAUCAUUGCGUCGCUCAGGACGUUUCCCACUCACCCGCCGCACACCAUCCAACGGAUAGCCGAGCUCGUCCUCGAGCCCGACCGCCACUACCGCGCCGUUGCAUCCUACCUCCACGCCCUCGAUCGCGUCGUCCGCGUCACAUCACCCUCCAACAGAUACCCUCUACCCCUACCGAUUGUGUCCUUUGCCAACGGCGCUGCGGACCAGGUCUCGUGGGCCAACACCACCCAGGCCAACCUCGGCACCGACGAGGCCCUCGGUGGCGCUCUUCUAACCCCCAUCCCGUGGCUCUCGCGACAGUCGGAGGAUAGCCCUAGCGACCAGAGCAGCCAGUCCCGCGCCGAGCUCCGGACAGAGAGUACCGAGACCAUUGAUGGGCCGAACGGCAUGGGAAGCAUAGAGACCGUCAGCAUCAGCGUCAAUGGCAUCCCCUCCGCCGGCGCGGGCGGCACUCUCCGCGGCAUCACGCAGGGCGAGUUGCUCCGGCAGGAGCAGCGUGCGGACGAGAUUGGCGCCAGCGACCUAGGGCCCACUAUUCUCACCAUCAACCGCAUCGACGAGGCGUCCCUUCACCCUCAGGAGAUUGACGUCGAGGCCGCCGUCGGCAGAAAAAUGAUGCCCGAACCCCGUGAUAACUCUCCAGAUUCCGAUGACGAUGUGUCCGACUCGGGCUCCAAGCGAGGGGCUGAAGAGGACCCUGAGGGCGCUUUGAUCGCUAAGAAGCCUAGAAGCGAUAGCGGCGAUCCCGGCGAAGCCAUGGAGGGCGUCGAAGAGACCUCGGAGCCCGAAAAGCCGUAG
This is a messenger RNA of Parascedosporium putredinis, 810 nucleotides long. NCBI's taxonomy places the organism in Eukaryota, Fungi, Ascomycota, Sordariomycetes, Microascales, Microascaceae. The record is from the annotation of a GenBank genome assembly.